AUGUCGGCGGCCACGACCGCACAGCAGCCGCCCCCGCGGGCGCCUCCGCCAACCUAUGGCAGCCUGUCCAACCACCCCAGCCACGCCUCUAGCAGCUCCGCCUCCGCCUCCGCCUCCGCCUCUGCCAUCGCCACCAGCGCGGGCAGCAGCAGCUGCGACGGCAAUGACGCCUCCAACUCGAGCGGCAGCGCCUCCUCGACGCCCCAGACCGAGUCCGACGAGGCGGGACCAGCGACGCCACCGGUCGAGGCCACCACCACCGCCACCGCCACCGCCAGCGCCACCGCCCCCUCUGCACCCGUCCCCGCCCUCGGUCCGCCGCUCAGCGACCAAGAGAACCGCCUGGUCCAGCAGACGCUCGCCCGCGGCAUCCGCGUCGGCCACGUCACCACCAUGCCCUUUGUCUCGACCGACGACAUGCGCAACCACCUCAAGCUCCUCAACCUCUUUGACCGCCUCAAGCUCGCCGUCCAGGACGAGGUCGAGCUGCACUCCUACCCGCCCUUGCCCGCCAGCAUCGAGGCUGGAGCCCGAGACCCCGAGGCCGGAAUCGACUCUGCUCCCCCGCCCUACACGCCCACGGCCGACCCGCCGCCGCCGCUGUUGUCGUCGUCGUUGGGCGCCAAUGCCGCACAUCCCACCGACCCCGCCGCCGUCGACCGUGCCAUCCGCGAAAUGUCGCUCCAGCUGCAGCGCGAGCGUCGCUGGGCCAUCUACCUCUCGCGCGCAGCCCACCGCCUCGAGCUGUGGCUCACGCGCGUCCUCCUGCUCGACGACCCGCUCCUCGACGCCGCCAGGGACACGGGCGUGCUGCCGGACCACGUCCUGCCCCCGCUCGACGUCGCGCUGGUGCUGCACAGCUACUUCCUCAACCCGCGCCGCAUGCGCGACGACGGCGUCCGCAUGCCCUCGCGCCGCCUCAUCUCGUACUUUUCCUACCCUCUCGCCCAGCUCGCCGAGCGCAUCGACCCCAACUCGCUCGCCCUCGCCCGCAUCGACGCCGCCGUCGCCUACUGGGAGGACCACGUCACGGCCGCAGCAGACUGCGCCCAGCCCUACCACCUCCCGCUCCAGCCCCCCUCAGCCUACCCGAGCGCCGCCCAGGAGGUCCACGGCGGCACCAACUUUGGCCUGCGCGUCGCCUGCCCGCGCUGCAGGGCCAAGACCUUUGUCCCCUGGACCGGCCGAGGCAAGGCCGCCGCCGACAAGGGCAUCGGCGAGAACGGGUGGACGCGCCAGUGCGGCAGCAAUGGCCCUCGAGGCCGCUGCGCCCAGGCCAUCUCGGCAGACACGCUCCAGACUGCGCGCUUCCUGCUCGACUUUGAUCGAUGGCGCAAAAGCCCCGGCCGCUCCGAGGUCGACCCGCAGACGGGCGUGCAUUCCGAGUGCUUCUUCAUGGCCGGCAGCUCGCUCCAUCCCUACACGGGCGCCAAGCUCGACGACGACCGGAUCGGCGAGUUUGUCUUCCAGCCCGUCUUUGACCACGAGAAGCCGUCCGGGGCCACCGAGCCCCCCAUCCUGCAGAACCUGGCCAGGACCGAGACGUGCGACAUUGACGACCUCUGCCGCGACUUGGCCUACAGCAUGUCCAACUUCCAGCUCUACCUCACCGCCAAGUCGGUCGAACCGGCGGUGCGGCCCAUGCUCCGCUCCGAACGCGAUCGCCAGCACGUCCUGGCGCGCACCGCCCUCAUCAUGCGCUGCUACGACAACGGCUCCGCGCCGGCGUUUGGCGAGGGGCUGUACGACAUGUGCGCGGCCGUCAAGCGCCAGACGGCCUUCAACAUCGACAUGCAGAAGCUCGGGUGGAGCAACGCCUCGCCCGAGCUCAUGGAGAGCAAGCCCAUGGAGGACCUGCUGGCCCGGAGUCUGGUGCGUUACCAUCGCUGGCUCAACCUCCUCUACGGCGUCACCAUGAUGCUUUCGCCGACCCUCGACAUCGAUCUCGCGUGGCACACGCACAUGCUCAAUCGCAAGUACCGCAACGACGUCAAGCGCAGCGUCGGUCGCUUUGUCGGUCACGACGACACGGUCGAGAUGGGGGCGCUCAAGGAUGCCUUUAAGAAGACGGCGAGCCUGUGGCGAAGCAAGUACGGCCAGCCGUACAGCCUGUGCGGCUGCACCUACGAGGCGCCCAGCGCGGCAUCGCGGGUCAAGACCCUGUUUGGAAGCAGCAGCGGCGCCGGCGACGGUGGCAAGGCGGGCUCGCUCAAGGCCAAGUGGCGCAGGAGCAAGGCGCUGCCCGGCGACCAGGCCGACGACAACGGGCAGUGGCUCGAGCAGAGCCACCCUUCGUCGCACAACGCCGUCAUCCUCAAGGACGGCAUCGAGAGGCACGAGGCCAUCAAGGCCGAGAUGGAGCAAGGGUGGCGCUCGGGCAAGCGCCGCGGCGGCCACGAGAGCGCAUUCGUCUUCGGGUACGCCGAACCGGGCCUUUACCCCUUCUACCACUCGCCGGUCCACGCCCAUCUCUACAUCGAAAACGAGAACCGGUCGUCGCACAUCGCGUCGCACGGAGCGAUGUACACGGCCGGCGCGAUCGGGUUCGCCGGGAUCGGAGCGGCCGGCUGUGGCGGCGGUGUCGGCGGAGGAGGGUUUGGCGCUGGCGGCUGCGGCGGCGGCGGUUUUGGCGGCGGAGGGUGCGGCGGUGGCGGUGGCGGUGGUUUUGGCGGUGGUGGCGGCUGCGGCGGCGGUGGUGGCGGUGGCGGUGGAUGUUGA
Molecule: messenger RNA, 2718 nt
Organism: Pseudozyma flocculosa PF-1
Lineage: Eukaryota; Fungi; Basidiomycota; Ustilaginomycetes; Ustilaginales; Ustilaginaceae
Exons: 3
Coding region: 1-2718 (905 amino acids)
Source: RefSeq, a predicted model, not a curated record